AGCCUCUCAGGUUAAGUCGGAGUUCGUGGAGCGUCUCAACCAGUUCGCCCGAGGCAAGACUCAAGAGUAAGACGGAGGCUGAAGCCAAAGCCGAAGAGCGAGCCCAAAGGGUCAAGCACUACACUGAGGCAGAAACCGACUACCGGGCAGGCCUCAACGAUCAGAUGUUACGACUUGAGCUCGCGAACCCCGUCAGUCCAAGGACUGGGGUUCCGCUUGUUUCUGAUCACCGACUGAAGCAAGAGAUUGAGGCGGGGAGAUCCGUCUGGGUUGCCAGAAGAGCCCAAAGGGCACGAGAAAGAGCGGCUCAGCACCGACAGGAGGUCGACGCCUGGAGUCGAGCAGAGAAGGGACCAGGAACAGGACCCUUGUUGGAUGUUGAUCUUGCAGAAGCCGGUAAGGUGUUG
Molecule: messenger RNA, 407 nt
Organism: Durusdinium trenchii
Lineage: Eukaryota; Dinophyceae; Suessiales; Symbiodiniaceae
Source: the annotation of a GenBank genome assembly